AUGGGCUGGCACACCUGGCUACCAGACUCCGGUCGGGCAAGUUCCAACAAGCUGAUUUAUUUCGCAAUUUACCUCUGGAAAUAUGGUGGAAACAAUGCACGCCGCGGCAACCAGCACAACACGAUCCAGUCGAAGUUGUUCAGCGUCAUCUGGUAUCACCGUCGCUAUUGUGGCCUGCAGCUUCGUCGGUCGCCCCAAAUGACCAUCCUGCUCCAAGGCAUCAAGAGGAUGUCCGACCCAGUCCGCAAGAAACAACCCGUUACGCCCGCAUUCCUCCGUCUGCUGCGGCCCUCUCUCAACUUCACGCAGCCGAGGGAUCGCCUUUUGUGGGGCAGUGUCCUUAUCGGGUAUUUCUUUCUGUUGAGGAGAUCUGAAUAUCUCGCCAUCGGCAAGCGGCGAUCAUUCUAUUGUCUCCAGACCAAAGAUGUUUUCUUCGCUGACUCGAAUGGUAACCAAGUCACCGCGUCAAGCGCAAGCGCAAUCACAAUCGGCCUACGAGGAGCCAAGAACGACCAGUAUGGGCGGGGAUCAUGGUGCACCAUGCACCAAUCUGGCGAUCGAUCACUAUGCUCGGUCCGAGCCUUAAAACACAUUCUCCGAGGGCGUCGUGACCUGAAUGCUGUCCAACACAAGUAUCUAUGCGCGGAGCUCGACACGAAAACAGUAGCAACAGCGAUCAAGCGAACGGCACGAAAGGCUGGAGUAUCCGAGUCCAACUACUCGACACGCUCCUUGAGAAGCGGAGGUGCCAGCGCUCUGCUCGCUGGAAAAGCGGAUGGCCUCGCGAUCAAACUACUGGGCCGGUGGAUGUCGCGGUGUUUCGAAGCGUAUCCAGUGCAAUUGGCCAAAUCAACGAGGGACCUCGCCAAGCGAAUGAUCUAG
This is a messenger RNA of Phytophthora sojae, 882 nucleotides long. RefSeq lists its product as hypothetical. The record is from RefSeq and is a predicted model, not a curated record. The transcript has a single exon. NCBI's taxonomy places the organism in Eukaryota, Oomycota, Peronosporomycetes, Peronosporales, Peronosporaceae. Bases 1 to 882 code for a protein of 293 amino acids. Gene Ontology annotation, molecular function: DNA binding. Gene Ontology annotation, biological process: DNA recombination; DNA integration.